Molecule: messenger RNA, 3402 nt
Organism: Talaromyces atroroseus
Lineage: Eukaryota; Fungi; Ascomycota; Eurotiomycetes; Eurotiales; Trichocomaceae
Exons: 4
Coding region: 1-3402 (1133 amino acids)
Cellular component (GO): cytosol; nucleus
Molecular function (GO): protein phosphatase binding; protein phosphatase regulator activity
Source: RefSeq, a predicted model, not a curated record
AUGUUCUGGCGAUUCGGGGGGUACGCAAAUAUCUCCACGGUCGACACCCUUCUCGAUAAGCCUGAUGUCAGCCUCGAGGAGUUAUUGGACGAACCUGAGCUCAUCUCGGAAUUAAAACAACAUAAUACGAAACUCAUAGAAUAUUUGAGGGAGGACCAUAUACUCAAGAAGUUGCUGGACUAUGUGAUCGCCCCGCCUUUAAUUAAUGACGAUGAUAAUGAUGACGAUGACGACGUUGACGCGACUAAGAAAUCUCCCGUCGGACACGAUACUCAAGAAAAUGAGAAUGAAAAGGAAGACAUCCUCGAGCCCGAGGAUCUUGAAAGGGCUGAAAAGCAACGUUCCAAGUUUGCAUAUGUGGCGUGCGAAAUCUUGUCGUCAGAAACCUGGUCUAUUCUAGAAUCGAUAAUGCUCAAUGAAGCUUAUCUUCGAGAAUUCUGGGACUUUGUGAAACGACCAGCGCCCUUGGACACCGCUCAAGCCGGCUACUUUACAAAAGUGAAUGAAGUUCUAUUCGAUAAGAAAACCGAAGAAAUGCUGGAAUUCUUCAAGUCGCUGACAGGCAUUGUUCCUGGUAUUCUACAACAUGUGGAUAACCCAAUGGUGAUGGAUCUACUUUUGAAAAUUAUUAGCCUGGAAAAGGUCGAAGGUGGACAAGGCAUCGUCGACUGGCUGAAGGAUGAGGGUCUUAUUCCUGUUCUCCUGUCAUACAUAUCGUCCGAGCACCCAUCCUCCAUCCAAACGUCUGCAGGAGAUUUUCUGAAAGCAAUAAUCACUAUCUCUGCAAACGCGACUCAAAACGAACAAUCCUGCAUUGGACCGAACAGCCUUACCAGGCAGCUGGUCUCUGCUCCAUGCGUUGAACAACUUAUCCAAUCCAUGUUGCAGGGAGGGAACUCGCUAACUGUGGGCGUCGGUAUUGUUAUUGAAGUCAUCCGUAAAAAUAACUCCGAUUAUGACGAGAACAUUGGCGGACCUGAUGCUCCACCAAGCAUAUAUGACCCUAUCUACCUAGGCACCCUGCUUCGUCAAUUCUCAAAGCAUAUCCCUGAUUUCAUGACGUUGAUUCUGAGCUCGAGACAUUCGGUCGUUGAGAAUGGCCAGUUGAAAGUCGUGGACCGUGGACAGCUUAACUCGGCUUGGGGUGUGAAAAUCGAGCCCCUAGGCUUUGAUCGCUUCAAAACUUGCGAGCUCAUGGCAGAGCUUCUCCACUGCAGUAACAUGGGCUUAUUGAAUGAGGUCGGGAGUGAAGAUUACAUCCGACAACGGGACAAUGAGCGAGAAAACCUGAGGACACAGGGAGCCUUUGAUCUCAAUAGGAAGGAUGUAUCUGGUAUGACCUACAGCGAGAAUGCUGGGGCAUCAGAACACUGUUACAAAGUUGAAUCUCAGUCUGGAUUGCUAGAGAACGCCAACGCUAGUGAUGACGAUGGCUUUGAAGAUGUCGGGUCGUCAAAAGAUCUCGACUCCGCGAUAAGGAAAAAUAAGCCAGCGGAACAGCCAGAACCCGAGAAUACGCAAGCGCAAUCUCAAGGACAUGGACUUCAUAUUGAAGACAGUAUAGUCGAGGAAACCUUGAGUGAGCCCGUUAGCAAACUAGAGGCUGGAAGCUUUGCUCCUACAGAUUCGUCUAUUGACCCGACAUCGCCCAGUGCAUCCGGUCUUACGGAGAUUGUGAGCGAGAUUACCUUAGGAAAUGAUAGCCAGGGUUCAGCGUCAGACGACGUCCCCAAAGAGCAAGCCCAGCAACCUCCAGCAUUGCCCGAAGAUACCCCUACAACUUCAUCUACCUCUACCUCACAAUCAGACCCACAAGGUGUGGAAUCGGAGUCUCGGGGACCUUCAAAUACAAGUGAUGCCCCAACCGAAGAGGAGCCUUUAGCCGGAUCCCACGUCACUCAAAUUGAUGACGAGUUCGCACCCCAAAUCCAGUACGAACCCUCUGGUCAGCCCGUUGUUGGAGACUUCUUGAAGCUCCAAUUUGUGGAACACAAAGUUGUUCCUACUAUAUUGGAUUUUUUCUUCCGAUUCCCCUGGAACAAUUUCUUGCAUAACGUAGUAUAUGAUGUCGUGCAACAAGUCUUUAAUGGAUCGAUGGACCGAGGUUUUAAUCGUUCUCUCGCUAUCGAUCUUUUUAACGCCGGAUGCAUUACAGAGAAGAUCGUUGAAGGCCAAAGACAUAGUGACGAGGCUCAAGCUGCCAGGAACAUGAGGCUCGGUUAUAUGGGCCACCUAACGUUGAUAGCGGAGGAGGUUGUUAAAUUCACCGAGCGCCAUCCAGCAGAGAUUUUGUCACAGAGUGUUAUGGACAAGGUGUUGCAUCCCAAUUGGGUAGAUUACGUUGAACGAACUUUAUCAGAGACACGUGAACGUGAUAACGCCAUACUUGGUGGUGUCAGACCUGAUGUCAUGGGCCACCGUCAAGCUGUAAUGAAUGCUGUACAAGGCUUCACUGGCUCAAAUGCUCUCGCGAAUGCUGGGCUUAAUGGAGGAGGAGGUGGGGGGAAUGGAUCUGGGUUUGAGAACUUCGAUUCCAUGACCCAUGGCAGUGCUUCUAGUGGGGCAUUUGGCCUAGGAGGUAGCAAUUCCCUUCUUAGCGGCUUUGGAAGCUCCAGUGAUGAUGAGGACGAGGAGAUGGAGGAUCAAGAAGACGAUGAAACUAAAGGCUUUACGGACAACGCCGCAGAGAGCGGAUCAGAAAAUGUGGCCGCAUCCUCUUCGACCAGCCAGCCUAUACCGAUCCUGGCUCCCCCACCUGCCCCUCUAAAUAUCGUCCCAUCGCGGGCACGACGCCAGUUGGCUGCCCGAUUAGCUCUUCACAAACAGCAAGCUGAUGCUGCUGCCCAGAACUCGACAGAACAUUCUAGUACGAAUGACUCGCACCAGAAUGAUGAACCGUGGCAGUCAAAUCCAUUCAUCAUAGCUGAUCUCGAAGAUGACUCGAGCACUUCUCCUGAUUUCCCUGCCGCUGAAUUCUCGGCUAUGGACGCAAAUGACCAGCCUUCUUCACCAACUUUCCACACUGGCUUUACGCCUCCCCGGUCACCGUCAACUAAUUCAUCAGAUGAAGCUGCUGGUGAGCUUAAGGAGACGCUGAGGCGCAAGAUUCGUGUACCCCUGGAGGUAGAUGACGAAGACGAUGACGACGAGAUGGGUGAAAUGGUCGGUCCCAGCUCGGACUCAGUCCUGAUGGAUUCAGAUGAAGAGGAAGAGGCUAUAAUCAACGAAUCACUUGGCUAUUCAAACUUCUUCGGAGCUAAUCGAUACGGUGGGUUCCGAUCAUAUGGGCGAAACGGACAAUCUUCGUUUGAUGAUGACGACGAAGAUGACGAUAGCAGUGAUGGUGAGGACGGUCUUGUCGAGAUCCUGGUUCCAGGACGAAAGUCAUUCUCUUCAAAUUAA